Molecule: messenger RNA, 565 nt
Organism: Eptesicus fuscus (big brown bat)
Lineage: Eukaryota; Metazoa; Chordata; Mammalia; Chiroptera; Vespertilionidae
Gene: SPINK13
Product: serine peptidase inhibitor Kazal type 13
Exons: 4
Coding region: 30-326 (98 amino acids)
Molecular function (GO): protein binding
Source: RefSeq, a predicted model, not a curated record
CACCCAAGCAGGACAUUAACUGAGAUCGAAUGGCUGCCUUUCCUUGUGUGAUCGUAUUUUUCUUGGUCUCCUCCACUUGGGCACCUACUGUUUUUUCAGGACUGAGACCACGGAACCCUGCUAAAUGGCCUCCACCCCCAUGUAGGAUGUACUUCCCAACGGAUCUCCUUUAUGAACCAGAUGAACCAGAAUGCCCUGAUAUAGCUGCCCCUGUUUGUGCUACAAAUGGCCACACUUUUCAGAAUGAGUGUUUCUUUUGUCUUGCUCAGUGGGAAUUUGGUCAUCGUAUUAAAUUUGGUAACUAUGGAAAAUGUGAGCGUGGGUAACAGAGUAUUCCACUUGUUUAUUCUUUUCAUUACUUAAUUCUAAAAAUCAUUUCUCUUGGAAUUUGAGGAUGUAUAAUAAAUAACAUGCCUGUCUAUGCUGCACCCAAAUUUGUAAUGAAGUCGGGGGGAAAUUAAGCUAAUGGAGAACUAAAUACUGCAUUUAUUACAAAUAAACGUUAUAACAAAAAAGGUGAUCAGUGUUCAUCCCUGGGCGCUGGUUGUUUACAGUCAGCUUUCAU